Molecule: messenger RNA, 6473 nt
Organism: Schistocerca gregaria
Lineage: Eukaryota; Metazoa; Arthropoda; Insecta; Orthoptera; Acrididae
Exons: 11
Coding region: 247-2184 (645 amino acids)
Biological process (GO): transmembrane transport; monocarboxylic acid transport
Molecular function (GO): monocarboxylic acid transmembrane transporter activity
Source: RefSeq, a predicted model, not a curated record
AGUGGCCGCGCGCGCGACCCACAGCUGUGGCCGCCUACCUGAGACGAGUCCGCGUGGAGCGUACGCACGCGAUCACUCACCGCUGCCCCGUGACUAAUGGCGCCGCUGACAGUACGCGACGAGUCGCCAACCAGGCGCGCAGCGGCGGCACGAUUCGCUGCCUCGCUAGGCCAUUUAGCGCCGGGCACUUCGUCACCACAAGCUGAGGAGCUCUGGAUACUCGAAGGCAGCGGUGACUGAGCAGAGAUGGGGACGCAGGCGCGGGUGCGGGAGCGGCGCGGGACGCCGGCCGACCACCCGCUGCCCCCGGAGGGCGGCUGGGGCUGGGCCGUCGCCGCGGGCAUGGCGCUCAUGCUGAUCUCGACGACGGGCCAGUACGGCUCGUUCGGUCUGCUGUUCGACGGGGUGCUGCAGCAGCUGGGUGCGCAGUCCACGGGCGCCACGCUCAUCAUGAACAUGCUGUCCGCCGCCGUCAACUUCACCGGCCUGGUGACGAACCGCCUACUACGCUCUAUGACGUACCGGAUGGUGUCCGUCAUCGGCGGCCUCAUGUUCACCGUAGGCGUCAUGCUAACCGUGUUCGCCCGCAGCAUGGCGCACAUCGUCAUCACCUACAGCAUCAUCGCAGGAGUGGGCCUGGGGCUGGUGGUGCCGGCGUCGUACCUGGCGUUCAACUCGUACUUCCUGGAGCGGCGCGGGCUGGCCAUGGGCCUGUGCCAGGCGUGUGUGGGGCUGGGCUUCAUCGGCGCGCCGCCCGUGGUGCAGGCGCUGCUCCACAGCUACGGCUUCCGCGGCGCCAUGCUCGUGCUGGGCGGCAUCGGGCUGCACUCGGUGGUGGGCGCCGUGCUGUACCAGCCGGUGCGCUGGCACCAGCGCAGGCCGCCGGCGCCGCGGCCCCACAGCGCCAACGGACGCCUCGCCAACGGCGGGCCGAUGCACGAGCUGAAGACGCGGCCGGCCACGGUGGAGGAGCAGCGGCUGUCGAUGCACGUGGUGCCCGCCGAGGAGGACGACCUCGCCUGCGGACGAGCAGUGCCCAACGGGCGCGCCCAGGUGUCGCAGGGUGCGACGUCGCCCGUGCCCACGCAGGCCGCGGACUUCGAGGAGCGCGUCGUGGUGAGCCGGCGCGGCAGCCUGGUCAUGUCGUCCAUGCUGGACUCGCGCGCCCACCUGCUGCUCAUGCCAGUAGACGAGGAGGGCUCCGCCACUGCCCACAGCCCUGUGGACAUCCCCAACGGCGGCGCAGAGCCGGAGCUGCGCCGCGCGUCGGGCGCGCCGCGGCGGCCGCCCUCCGUGUCGCUGACCAACUUCGCGAGCGGCGUCGUCGCCUUCGACAACGCCCUCACCGGCGCCGACGCCGCCUCCAGCGACCAGCAGAUCGUCCAGAUCAUGCAGCGACGCUCCCGCCGCAGGCUGUCGAGGCCGACGACAGCGCUCUACCAGCAGCAGCGAUCGCUGCUGAACGACAUACCGGACGACGAAAGCGAGGACAUGCGCGCGUCGACGCAGGCCAUGAUCCAGCCGGCGGCGCCGCGCUCCAGGAAGUGGCUGCGCAAGGCGGCCGAGGCGCUGGAGCUGGACCUGCUGCGCGACCCCACCUACGUGAACAUCGCGCUGGGGCUGGCCGUCUCCUUCCUGAGCGACGCCAACUUCUUCACGCUGAUGCCCUUCUUCCUGAACACGGAGGGGCUGGAGGGCGGCGACAUCGCCACGUGCCUGUCGGUCGCGGCGGCCACCGACGUGGUGGCCAGGCUCGUGCUGCCGUGGCUGGCGGCGCUCUGCAAGCUCUCCGCGCGCAACAUGUACAUGCUGGGCUGCAUCACGUCGGCCGUCGCCCGGUCAGCUUUCGUGUCUGUGACGGGGUUCACGUGGCUCGCCAUCAUGUCGGGCGUCGUGGGCUUCUUCAGGGGCGCCAUGGUCGUCAACCUGUCCCUCACCGUCGCGGAGUACUGCAGCCUCGAGCGGUUCCCUGCCGCCUACGGGCUGUACAUGGUUAUCAACGGCCUCAUCACCGUCAUACUUGGGCCACUCGUAGGCAUCCUAAGAGAUGGCAGUGGCAGUUAUCAGCUGUGCAUUCAUGUAUUGUCAAUUGCAAUGCUGUUUUGCGCUCUGAGUUGGAUCUGCGAACUUGUUGUCAAAUGGCAUCAAAAGAGAAAACCAUGGUGUUUGCCCCGUUGGUGUUGAAAACUGCUGACAAUGAUCUAUAGUGACCAACUCUAACAACAGAAAAGUGUGUGUGUGUUUGUGUGUGUGUGUGCAUGUGCACACACACGUGUAUGCAUGUGUUUAUGUGUGUGUGCAUGAGAGGGGGUGCAGGGUGUGCACCCACAUGUAUUUGCAUAAGUAAAUUUUGCUGCUUUACUGAAGCAUUUUUUCGUUCUUGAAAGGACUGUAAAACAUGAGUUCAGCAAAACAUUCUGCCAGAGGAAAACUCUUGAUCCAUUGUGUGGAUACAGUCCUUUCUUCACUGCAGAGUUAUCAUGAACAGUUUGUGCAUAAGUUAAUAAAGAAGGUAUCUGUGAUAUGUGGUUGAACAUAAGUGUUCUAUGUACUCUAAAUAUAAAAAUCUGUAAAUGUGCUAAUUUCCAUAGUUUGUAAAUUAUUUUUUAAAGAAUGUAACUUGUUUGUGUGUUAGGAAAAUCAUUACACUAACACAUCAGCAUUUCUCACUUUUUAGGGAAUGCAUUAUAUUGAUUUGUUUUCAUCCUAGGUGUCUCAACAUCAUGCAGUGUUGAUUUUAAAUAUUUUUAGUGUUCUCUGAUGUGGAUAAAACUAAUAAUGUGACAUUAGCAAAAUCUUCAGUUAAUUAAAAAUAGAUAUUUUUAAAAUGUUAUAUUAAUUACGGUAAGAAAUGAAACUAUUCAGUGGAAAAAGGAACCCUUUAAAAAAAUAAGGACUCACUCUAUUCCAAAUCUAUUUAAUGUAAUGUACUGGGUGAGUUAUCAUUUAUUAAUUUACACAUCACUUCCAUGGAUACUGCCACAAGGGAGAAAGAGUCAGGCUAUGUAUUAAGAAUCUUACAGAAAAAUAAGAGAAUAAAUAUCCAUCAUUUACUAGUGGUUGCUUGUGCUAUUUGUCCAAUGUGUCUCUCAUAAUUUAUUUUCACAUAAAAUGGCUGGAAAGUAGUGUUACAGAAUUUUGCCAUAAUACAGAUCUGCUAUAGCUACACUUUGGACUUGUUCUUUUAGUCUUUUGGAGGUGUCUCAAUGCUGGUCUGGUUGUGCAGAGUGGCUUGCCAGCAGUCAAAAUAUAACAUUUAUUCUAGUAAUAACAAUCCUUCUGCAGAUAUAUAUGGCCAUUCUAUCAUCACCUUUGUGAAUGCAACAUAUGAAAUCAAGGUUCAGUUCUGAACUUGUGCAUAAUGUGUAUUAGAAGAAAAUCAGAUGUUAAAGAUAGGGUGGCAAAUGUCAUGCAUAUGUCACCUGAUGGGUAGCCAACUAAAAAUGGACGAAAACAUAACUGUAGCAUGGGAAUAAGUAGUGAAGAAUUUUGUCUGAUAAAGUAAUGAAAUUAUAUUUUCAGCCGAUAUUUCUAACAACACAGUUCUUAAAGUGGGCUGAAUGUAACAAACAUAUUUAAAAUAGCUACAGAGCCCCCUGCAUUUUGCUUGUGAUAAAUGCCAGUAAUCAUUCAGCUUUCUUUGAUCACAAAUUAUAAUAGUUUUUUAAAUGCCUGAAAAACUGGAAGUACUUAUUAUAGUUAUGCUUCCAUGUUAACAUUUAUUGUAAAUAAGUGAUAUUUUCAAAUGCCACAAAAAUAAUUUUAGGCCUAUUGACAAAAAUUAUAAUUUUGAUAGGAAUAUUACAUUAAUUAUUAAAAUAAAGGGAAAUUUUCUGAAUAGUUUAGAGCAUGAUGAUAAAUGUUAUUGAAGCAGUGUGAUGAUUCCCAGUUGAUGGGAUUCUCCCUCUCCCCCUGUGUACACACAUGCUGGUGCUGAAAAAAUUUCUUCUAGUACAUUUAGGCUACACAUGAAGAUUGUCUGGCUGUAUGAUCAAUUAUAUCUGUGCUACAACCUGUACUAAUGUGUUUGCUUAAGAAUGAUCAGAGUAGUUUCAAGUGAGAAAAUCUGGUAAUUUACAUACAAAGAUCUCUAGACAAGUGUGAAGAUCUCAAUGAAAUGAUUAAAUGUGUGGUGAAUAUUAAGAGCUUUUUUUGUACUGCUAUGAAAUUCUCUCCUAUUUUGAAGAUUUUAGUGUAACAUUUUUGAACUUUCAAUGUCAGUAUACAUGGCUAUUGCCUUGCUCUCUUUUUAUUUUUAUUUCAAGAUAUUUGCAACUUCUGUGAAUUAAAUUCCAGAAAGUACACGCUCUUAAUUAAUAAAUCUGGAAUUUCUACAGUUCAAGAUAAAAUGAACAGUGGUUGAACUGGCUUGUCAACAUCGUUAUAAUGCUGCAAAGGUAAUGCCUUUGUUCAUAAUCCUUGUAUUUGUCUGAGAGAUGUUUCCAAUUAUAAAAAAAAGUAGAACUGUGUCAAUCAGACAACACAGAUGGCAUAAUUAUGGUUAUUUCUAUCCAUUCUCAUGAAGAAUGCUUUUGCCAAAUAUUAAAUUUUUAAUUGUUUACACAUAAUAUAAUUUCAGCUUGCUUUAUUCAUAAAAGACAACAAAACAAACUCUGUAAAUACACUAUAAAAAUGAAAGAAAUUGAGAGGAACAUAUCGUCAGGAGCUCAGAAAGAGAAAGAAACAUACUCUUAUCCAGUGCACCAAGAUGAGAAAACUUCCAUGAAGCUGCUUUCAAGUAAAAGAUCUAGGUGUGUAUUUGUAAAAGAGACUAUAAUAUAUAAAAUUUUGACAAUAAGAUAUGUUUUAGGGUGCAUAAUUCUUGUUAUCAAGAAGUGUUCAGCCAGGAGUGCAAGAGCUGCAGAGUUGGAUUGUAGCUAGACACACAAUAACGUAAGUUAGAAGAAUUUGGUGAAACAUAAAAAUUUCAGUUUUGUCUACAUGCUGAAUAGUCUGCCUGUGAGACUAACAUAUGAAGGACCAAGGACCAAUACCAUCACUGGUAUGAUGAACAACAUGGAUUCAAUGUAAUGCAGACAACUGGCAACAAACAUUAAUAUUAAGGAGAUCAUUUUCUGUUCAUAGCCCCAUUAAACACUACUGAUCAACAGUGCUUCAAGCAAGGAAUGAAAUAGUGGUGUAGCACCAGGCUGUUACAUUGUAGAAAUACAGAAACAUAAAUUGAAAUUGAUAUUUGGUGAAAACGGUCAGUUGUAGUUACAAAUCAGCAGUUAGUGAAAAAACUACUUUUUUAUGGUACAGUGAAAUAAGUGAUUCUUGGAAUUUGUGUAGUAAUUACUGCAAAGGUGGAAAAAAAAUUAGUAUUUACACUUCAUCCAAAAAUGUGCAAAUGUAUAAAAAAUUCAACACAGAUUCUACAUUGCCUCAUUUUUGUAAUUUACUAUUACUUUCCCAAACUCUCUUUAUGACAGAGCUGCAGAACAAUUGAGAACAGAAAACCAAUGAUAAGACCUCAGUAAAUGCAGUUUCCUUGCUGUACCCGAGGAUAAUGUUUCAGUUUUGGCAGUCAACAAGGAAACUAAAUGAUACCUAAGAUGAUUACAUGAAUACAUAAUUACAUGAUUAAAUAGUUGCUUGAAAUGUUUACUUUCUUUGAAUUAAGAACUGGUAUAGAUAGUAACAAAUGGUAUCCAGCAUCCACAACAUCUGUAAAGUGAAAUGCAGUCACUAAAAAUAUAAUGUAUUUCAAACUAUGUGUGUGUCUUUCUUUAUAACUGAAACAUUUAUUGAUGGAAAAUAGGAAAUUAAAACAUUGUAGAACAUUUCUAAUAAAUAAAUUUUAUUUAAGUACCAUUAUAUAAAGCUUUUUCUGGGAUUCCUUGUAAAUGACAGAUAUCUCUAGUAUGUGUAAUGCAUAUCUGAAGUAUUUUUUUUUUAAAAUCGAUUUUCACUUUUAACAAACAAUAAUUUAUGAAACAAUGUGCAUAUAUCUAAAGUCAUCUAACAAUCCUGAAACACUCUAAUACUAGUUUUCAAUCAGUGUGAAAACUGAAUUAACUUUUGGUCUUCUUUCAUUGCUAUUAAUCAGGAGACACAUUUCAGUUAUAGGUUCUAAAUGUCUCAUAUUUGUUAGACAUUUGCAAAAUAUUGUGAAGCUGUGUUUAGUUGAUAUGUCACAGAAAUUUAAAUUUGGAGACACAUCAUUAUGUGUCAAGGCUUCCUGAAAUAACAUGCCCAGUUUGGAAAAUAAUCACUGCAGUGAAAAAUAGACGAUAGAACAAUAUUCCAGUCUACCUCUUGUAGACAUUUCUUUACAGUUAAUGGAUGUAUUUAAUACUUUGAUUUCAUUUUGUAUAUGGUAGCCUUGCAGAUUAUAUUUUUGUAUUAAUAUAGACAAUAACAAUUUCAAUUAUAAUUUACACAUGUGCCAGAGUGCUUAAACAAUGUCAAGAAAAUGCUUAGGAAAGUGGUUAGUGACAACAGUAAAUAAAUGUUUAAAAUUUUGGUAUUAA